CUGUGAUUGAUUCCAGUACUUGGUCUGUGAUUGAUUCCAGUACUUGGUCUGUGAUUGAUUCCAGUACUUGGUCUGUGAUUGAUUCCAGUACUUGGUCUUUGUGGUUGAUUCCAGUACUUGGUCUUUGUGGUUGAUUCCAGUACUUGGUCUUUGUGGUUGAUUCCAGUACUUGGUCUUUGUGAUUGAUUCCAGUUGUUGGGGUAGAGGAUGGCCUGGAAGUCCUGUUCAGGACGCUUCCUUUUGGAGUGCUGGGUUUGUGUGGACUUAGUGCUGGGGAGUCAGGAUGUUUAUCUUGCUUAUGCUUAUCCAGUGUGAGGAGAGGAGAUGUUGGGUUCUGAGGGGAUACCCAUGUCCUGUGGUGCUAUGGGGUAGCAGCGCUGUUCUGGCACAUGAAGCACAACUGGUGCAGUGGUUCUGUCGGUAGCUGGGGGCAGUAGGGGGCUUUUCAUGCGUGGAAGUGAAAUAUCAACAAUUACAUGCAACGUAAAAUAUCUUUUUCUUUAAAAAGAAAGGAAAAAGCACACGCAGUAGGCGUGGCAUGGGGGGGAAAUGGCAUCUCUUCCUCCGGAAACACUUCCCCGUCCUGAAGCUCUUCUGGGUCAGAGCCGUGCGGUUCCGUUUUGCUUUGGGCGCUGCUGGUGCUGCCCGGCUUUGUUCGCACGGAAUGCACAGCGCGGUGCUGCUUUGCUGCUGUGUGCUGGGCUGCGGCCGCGCUCUGCUGGCGUUUGGAAAUGAUGAGCACAUGGUGCAGCUGCCCGGGGGGAAGUUCCAGAUGGGCUCCAGCUCCACUCAGAGCAGAGACCAGGAUGGGCCCAUCCGGGAGGUGACAGUGAAGCCCUUCGCUAUGGACAAGUUCCCUGUUACCAACAGGGACUUCAGGGAGUUUGUUAGAGAAAAGAAAUACAAAACUGAAGCAGAAGCGUUUGGCUGGAGUUUUGUCUUUGAGGAUUUCGUAUCAGAAGAGCUGAAAAAAAAAGUCACCAAAAAACUGGAGUCUGCUCCUUGGUGGCUGCCAGUUGAGAAGGCUUUUUGGCGACAGCCUGCAGGUCCAGGCUCUGGCAUUGCAGACAGACUGGACCAUCCAGUGCUGCAUGUGAGCUGGAACGACGCGAAGGCAUUCUGCAGUUGGAAGGGGAAGAGGCUCCCAGCUGAGGAGGAGUGGGAGUUCGCUGCCCGGGGAGGGCUGGAGCAAAGGCUGUAUCCCUGGGGAAACAAGUUCCAGCCAAACCGCACCAACCUGUGGCAGGGUGACUUCCCAAGGGGGGACACAGCUGAGGAUGGCUAUCAUGGCGUGUCCCCAGUGGCAGCAUUCUCACCUCAGAACAGUUACGGGCUCUAUGACCUGCUGGGGAACACCUGGGAGUGGACGGCCUCGCAGUACACACCGCCAGGCCCUCCCCGGCCACAUGCUGAGGUGAUGCGUGUGCUGAGAGGAGCCUCGUGGAUCGACACUGUAGAUGGGUCUGCAAACCACCGAGCCUGCAUCACCACCAGGAUGGGGAACACACCAGACUCAGCCUCCGACAACCUCAGCUUCCGCUGCGCUGCCGACAUCCCGAGUCACACCAAUAAGAGCAGCAGAACCAAACCUGAGCUCUGAGGAGGGCUCCUGCCACAACCUGAGGGCAGUUUCUCCUGUGGAGAUGGACAGUAACCCCCAGAAACCAUUUUCAUUAAACCAGUGAAGUUUGUUUAAAAAAAAAAACCAAAAACUAAAUUCUUUUGGCUUAAAACUCAUUUCUGCACACCAGGUUGCAAACAAAGCGACUGCAAACAACAGGCCGUGGGUGCUGCAGACAUUACAUGUCUCCUUUUGGUGUAUCUGUGGCAAUCAGAGGCCUGUUUGUGCGAGUCCAACUCCAAAUCUGAUGGCACAGGAGCCCCAGCACAGCGGGUUGAGGACAUCCUGCCAGGCACUGCUCAUCUCAUGUGUCCAGCAGGAUCUGCUGCUCCACUGAGGGCAACAUCUCAAAUCAAGUUUGGAGAGAACCCAAACUGGGCUAUACCAUGACAGCCGUCUGCACCUAUAGCAUGAGGCCAGUAGCUUAUAAGAAAAAGCAUCAAAACCUCACUGGUUGAUUUGGAAAUAUUUUACUUGCCUUAACUCUAAGCAAACCCAACUCAAGCAGCAGCGAUGCUGCCAUCAAAACAGCUCUUCCUCAGCCGCCAGAGUGAGCAGAACAGCCUUGCAGGUGUUCUCAAAGAGCGCGGCCCUGUUCUGUGCCUCACCCUUCUUCACCCAGUGCCGGUAGGUGCGGAAGGCGCAGGCGUCGAUCAGUUUGCGGAUGGGUUUCAGUGCAUAUGGAUCCCGCACCACCAGCUCCCGUGUCACUGCCUUCAGCAUGCGGUACUGGUAGUAAAUGCGGACGGACGCCAGCACAGUCAGACAGAUCACCUGUGGGGGAAGGGGAAAGCUGGGACCUUGGCUCACCACUCAGCCCUGUCCCUGAGCACCACAGCUGCACGUUGCUUAACCACCUCCAGGGAUGGGGGAUCAACCACUUCCCUGGGCAGUCUGUUCCUAACCUUCUCUCUGAAGAACUCUUUCCUAAUGUCCAACUUAAACCUUCCCUGGUGCAACUUGAGGCUGUUUUCUCUUGUUCUAUUGCUUGUUGCUUGGGAGAGGAGACUGACACCCCCCACACACACACACUGUGCUCUCCUUUUGGGUUGUAUAUGCAUGAAAGUAAUGGUAUUUACUUGUAGACCAGUAA
Molecule: messenger RNA, 2714 nt
Organism: Coturnix japonica (Japanese quail)
Lineage: Eukaryota; Metazoa; Chordata; Aves; Galliformes; Phasianidae
Gene: SUMF2
Product: sulfatase modifying factor 2
Cellular component (GO): endoplasmic reticulum
Source: RefSeq, a predicted model, not a curated record